This is a messenger RNA of Pteronotus mesoamericanus, 2250 nucleotides long. It is a transcript of the gene TCHP, whose product is annotated as trichoplein keratin filament binding. The transcript is spliced from 13 exons. The record is from RefSeq and is a predicted model, not a curated record. Gene Ontology annotation, cellular component: keratin filament. Bases 154 to 1656 code for a protein of 500 amino acids. Gene Ontology annotation, biological process: apoptotic process. Lineage: Eukaryota; Metazoa; Chordata; Mammalia; Chiroptera; Mormoopidae.
AGGCAGGCCUCUUGGCCCUCGCGGUGCCCCGUCGCCGGUUUGUCGCCCGGGCAACAAGCGGGGAAACGGCCGGUUUGGGGAUUAACGGGUUUAGCUGGGCAUGCGGGAGCGCGGGCCAGGGGACUCUUCGGGAACUGCGGGGCGCAGAGAAACAUGGCACUGCCCACGCUGCCCUCCUCCUGGUGCAGCCGGAGGCUCCUGGAUCAGCAGGUAGCACGGCAGCGGCACCGCGAGCAAGAGGCCCGGCUUCGGCAGCAGUGGGAUGAGAACAGCCGCUACUUCAGGAUGUCCAACGUCUGCAGCUCCAAACAGGCAGAAUGGAGCUCCACCCGGUCCUACCAGCGGAGCAUGCACGCCUAUCAGCGUGAGAAGAUGAAGGAGGAGAAGAGGAAGCAACUGGAAGCCCGACGAGAGAGGCUGCAGCAGCUUCUGCUGGAGGAGCAGGACCUGCUGGCCAGAGAACUGGCGGAGCUGAGGCUGAGCAUGAACUUGCGGGAAAAAAAAAUUCGGGAGCAGCACCGGAAUCUCAAGUCAGCCCGGGAGGAGCAACGGAAACUGAUUGCUGAACAGCUUUUGUAUGAACACUGGAAAAAGAAUGACCCCAAACUCCGAGAGAUUGAAUCGGACCUUCACAAGAAGCAUGUGAUAGACUCUUGGGAAACACAGAAAGAAGAAAAAAAGCAGCAAGAAGCCACGGAGAAGGAAGAGAACAAACGGUAUGAAAAUGAGUAUGAGACGGCCCGAAGGGAAGCGCUGGAACGGAUGAAAGCAGAGGAAGAGCGGCGGCAGUUGGAGCAUAAGCUCCAGGCUGAGGUGCUGCUCCAGCAGAUGGAGGAGCUCAAGGUGAAGGAGAUGGAGGCCACCAAACUGAAGAAGGAACAGGAGAAUCUGUUGAAGCAGCGGUGGGAGCUGGAGAGGUUGGAGGAAGAGAGGAAGCAGAUGGCAGCCCUGCGGCAGAAGGCGGAGCUGGGACGAUUUUUAAGACAUCAGUAUAACGUGCAACUCAAUAGACGUGCACAGCAGAUCCAAGAGGAGCUGGAGGCGGACAAGCGCAUCCUGCAGGCACUCCUGGAGAAGGAGGAGGAGAACCAGCGUGCGCACUUGGCCCGGCGGGAGCAGGCCCUGGCCGACGUGGCGUGGAUGAAGCAGGUCCUCGAGGAGCAGCUGCAGCUGGAGAAGGAACGGGAGGCAGAGCUGCAGAUGCUGUUGAGGGAGGAAGCCAAGGAAAUGUGGGAAAAGAGAGAAGCAGAGUGGGCCCGAGAGAGGAGCGCGCGAGACAGGCUGAUGACCGAGGUCCUCACAGGGAGACAGCAACAAAUACAAGAAAAGAUUGAACAAAACCGACAAGCGCAAGAGGAAUCCCUAAGACACAGGGAACAACUUAUUCAAAGCCUUGAGGAGGCAAGAGAGUCAGCUCGGCGUGAGAAAGAGGAGAGUGAAGAACUGAAAUCAGCCAGGAAGCAGGAGCUGGAGGCCCAGGUUGCAGAGCACCAACUGCAGGCAUGGGAAGCAGACCAGCAGGACAAGGAGGAAGCGGAGGAGGCGAGGCGGGCAGAGCAGCUCAGCCAGGCUCUGCUGCAGCAGGAGGCAGAGAUGAUGGCCAAGCAGGGGUUCCGGCCUAAGCCUUACGGACAUCCCAGAAUUGCUUGGAACUGACUUCCUUGGUACCGUAAGCAGAGAACAAGGAUGCUGAGGCUUUUGACAUGCAGCCCCGGACAGCUGGACAGUGUUCUGUUCAAGUGCCGGGUUCACCGUGAAAGAGUACAGCGGGCCUGUUCAGGUCCACGGUUAUAGGGAUGAGGGGUCUGGCCAGACAACACCCAGAAGGAGGCCCUUUCCUGCCUUUAUUAUUCAAGAACAGGGCUUUUAUAGUCACACGUUGACGCUGCUGUGACAGUCUUGUAAUAUGUUUAUAAAUAAUGUAAGCUUCCAAGUCCAUACUAGGAGUUACAGGCUGUGUUCCGUGAUAGGAUUCCUGAUCUCCUGUCGUCUAAUUUUCAACCUCCAGUGAAGCCUCCAGCUGGACAUGGAAGUUUUUUAAUUUUUAAAAUUGCUAUUUACACUAUUCUAUUGAAGACAAACAUGUAGGUGUUGCUGUAAGUUUAGUUCAGGGUUUAUUAAUUUAGGGUCCCAGAAGCAUUGCAUCUUGUUUUCUGAAGAAUAGAGCUAUGAACCCUGAGACAGUCCAAUGUGGUCCAUGGAUGCUUUCCAGAAAGAUGGUGAGAAAUGUCUUUCUUCCUGUAGGGAGAA